AUGUUUCCAUCCGUAGUCGAUGCAACUGCCUUGACCUACAACAUUGCAGCAAACGAAAAGGCCUGUUUUUACAUCAUGAAUAACAAACCCGGUAGCAAAGUUGGAUUUUACUAUGCAGUUCAACAAGGUGGUUCAUUCGAUAUCGAUUUUGAUGUUGUUGGACCUAACGGCGAGUCCAUUUUGAGUGGCCAGCAAGAAAAACAAGGCGAUUAUGUAUUCACUGCCAAUCAUUUUGGAGAGUACUCAUUCUGUUUCUCUAACGAUAUUUCGACUUUUGCCGAUAAGUUGGUUGAUUUUGAGAUCUCUAUUGAAAACGAUCCUCGUCCUCAGUUCACAAAGGACGCUAAUGGUAAGGACCAGCCUGAGACGCUGACUGAAAUGGAAGAAUCCCUUUUGAGAAUUUCUGGAUCUAUUACAAAUAUCGCUCGAACCCAAAAGUAUUUCCGUACCAGAGAAAACCGUAAUUUUGCUACUGUCCAUUCAACAUAUACUCGAAUCUUUUGGUUUGCUUCUUUGGAAAGUUUGGCCAUUAUCUCCAUGGCCUGCUUGCAAGUUUUUGUCAUCAAGAGCUUCUUUAGUACAAAGAGAGGUGGAGUCUAA
Mucor mucedo is the source of this 600-nucleotide messenger RNA. Its product is annotated as emp24/gp25L/p24 family/GOLD-domain-containing protein. Gene Ontology annotation, biological process: intracellular protein transport; endoplasmic reticulum to Golgi vesicle-mediated transport; protein retention in ER lumen. Gene Ontology annotation, cellular component: endoplasmic reticulum-Golgi intermediate compartment; COPII-coated ER to Golgi transport vesicle; Golgi apparatus. Bases 1 to 600 code for a protein of 199 amino acids. Lineage: Eukaryota; Fungi; Mucoromycota; Mucoromycetes; Mucorales; Mucoraceae. The record is from RefSeq and is a predicted model, not a curated record. The transcript is spliced from 2 exons.